CUUACUGCAACUGAACACCCCAAGGAUCUAUAUAAAAUAGAAUAUAUAAGAAUGAAUGUAAAACCCUCUUCAUCAUCAGAGUGAGGGAGUCUGCUACCAUCACUCGAAAGAGCGCAGGAUACAGGUAGCAUUUUUUAUACACACUGUAUGUGUGUCUUUCUGUGGGCGUACAUGUGUCUGUAUGUAUAUCUGUGUAUGUAUGUAUGUGUGUCUGAGUGUGUGCCUUUGUCUUUCUUUAUCGGUUUGUGUCUGUCUGGCUGUAUGUAUAUCUCUGUGUGUCUGUUUCUGUCUCUAUGUGUGUCUGUCUUUGUCUUUCUUUAUCGGUCUGUGUCUGUGUGUGUAUGUUUCUGUCUGUAAGUGUGUCUGUAUUUGUGUCAGUUUCUGUUUGUAUCUGUGUGCAUGUCUGUGUCUCCUUAUGUGUGUCUUUGUAUGUAGAAUUAGAGAAAGACAGAAAAGGGGUGAGAAGAAGGGGGGGAGGAACAGAGAGUUAAAUACGAACUAAAAAUACUGAGAAAUUGGAGAAAAAUAACAAAAUAAUGAACUAGGGGUGACUAUAGCUUGGUUGGAGAAUUGUAGCAGAUUCCCUAUUUUAGCCUAAAAUUCCCUAUUAAUAUUUCAAUUCUCAACAAUUUAGAGUCCAGUGAAUAAAAUACCAUAGUGGGUUUAAUGCUCUGGAGCCCUAUGAUACUAGUCUUUUUUAACUUGCUACUAAAGCUUUUAAAACCCAAUUUAAAACUCUAUUAGAGUUUAACCAACCACUGACUGAGCCUGAUGGGAGUUGUAUUUCACAGAAGCUAGGUAGCAAGAGCUAGAAUGUCCAUCAUUGUCUUUGAGAGUUUGUGUUUAUAUUUAUCUGUGUGUGUCAAUUUGUGUCUGUGUCUAUAUUUUUCUGUGUGUCUAUAUUUUUCUAUGUGUGUUAAUUUGUGCCUGUGUGUGUCUAAAUUUAUCUGUGUGUGAUUAAUUGUUCCUGUAUGUGUCUAUAUUUAUCCGUGUAUGUCAAUUUGUUCCUGUGUGUGUCUAUAUUUAUCUGUGUGUGUCAAUUUGUGUCUUUGUGUGUGUCAAUUUGUGUCUUUGUGUGUGUCUGUUUUUCUCUGUGUGUCUAUAUUUUUGUGUGUGUGUUAAUUUGUGCCUGUGUGAGUCUAUAUUUAUCUGUGUAUGUGUGUUUCUAUAUUUAUCUGCGUGUGUUGAUUUGUUCCUGUGUGUCUAUAUUUAUCUGUGUGUGUCUAUAUUUGUCUGCGUGUGUCUAUAUGUAUCUGUGUGUGUCUCUGUGUGUCUACAAAUAGUUGGAGCAAGUGAAAAUACUGAGGUAAUGGAAAAAGAAAGAGAAAAAUUAAUAAAAUGAUGCUGUGUGGAGGGAACAGGUAGAAACAUUCAUACAUAAUGCUUAUAUCUGUGUUUAAUAUAUAUAUAAAUAUAUAUAUAUAUAUAUAUAUAUAGAGAGAGAGAGAGAGAGAGAGAGAAACUAAUGCAACAAUGGACAAAGAUAACAGAGAAGUGAUAAAGAAUGGGAAAUAAAUGAGAUCGAGAUAGAGUGAGAUAUUUCAGGUAAUAAAAGAAUUAUUAAAGUGUUACUCCAACCCUUAUAAUUAUAUAUAUAUUUGUGUUCGGGGCAUUCUCAUAUCAUAUAGAAUAAGAUGGGUUGUAGAGAUGUAGCUUUAGGAAUAGUCGGUUGAGGUGUGCCGAAACCGACGUAUGCUGUAGGCCGGUAAAAAGUGGGCUUACAUAGAGGAAAUAUGAACAAUGGGAGUGGAGGGUGGGGCUAUUCGUCUGACCAACAAAGGUAAGUAGGGAAAGGGGGGAGUCCCUUUUAUAGGUCUAUAGCCCCUCCCACAACUUCAGGCCAUGCCUUCCAAUUUGUGUUCGGGGCAUUCUCAUAUGAUAUAGAAUAAGAUGGGUUGUAGAGAUGUAGCUUUAGGAAUAGUCGGUUGAGGUGUGCCGAAACCGACGUAUGCUGUAGGCCGGUAAAAAGUGGGCUUACAUAGAGGAAAUAUGAACAAUGGGAGUGGAGGGUGGGGCUAUUCACCUGACCAACAAAGGUAAGUAGGGAAAUGGGGGAGUCCCUUUUAUAGGUCUAUAGCCCUUCCCACAACUUCAGGUCAUGCCUUCCAAUUUGUGUUCGGGGCAUUCUCAUAUGAUUUCGAAUAAGAUGGGUUGUAGAGAUGUAGCUUUAGGAAUAAUCAGUUGAGGUGUGCCGAAACCGACGUAUGCUGUAGGCUGGUAAAAAGUGGGCAAAAAGAGACAUAUUAAUGCAAAACAUUAUACAGGAUCAUAGUGCAUUUGUUAACCAUCAGGUAGACAUUUUAAUGAAAGCUUCCUAAUUCCUGAAUCAGCUGCUGUAUGUAAGUCGCAUAAGCCUAUGAUUCCCCGUUUUCUUAUUGCCAGUUGAAAAAGCCCUGUGUGGUGAAACGCGUUUUGGCUAUUUUAUACAUAUCUUUUAUUAUCUAUUAAUAAAGUAUUAUUGGCCUAUUAUUCACCUUUUAUACAUUACUUAUUAUCUUUUAUUUUAUUUAUUUACUUAUUAUUUCCUGGACCUGGUUACUACUAUUUUAUAUACAAGAAUCCUAGGUGGGGAUGAUACCACCUACGCUAUACUAGUGAGCAGUAUCUCCUGCUCACUUAAAUGUGAGUAUUUUAUACACAUUUUACCUUUCUUAAGUAUCUAUUCAUACAGUGAGCACUAUUCUGUGUUAUCCUCUUCUUUCCCGAGAAUCUCGGCCACGGAUUCAUGUCUACAUCCCACCAGUGGGGGACCAGUACCACUGAAUGCAACAUACACCUGAGCUAGUUUUAGCUCUAAUAUCACACCAGUACCACUGAAUGCGACAUACACCUGAGCUAGUUUUAGCUCUAAUAUAGGGCUUUUUACUCUGUAUUCCUAUAAAGAAGCGGAAAAGACUAUCUAUACCAUUGGAGCUUUUAUUUUGUUCUCUUUUGCAUAUUGGCACCUGGAACAAGACGUCAUAUCCAUUUCCUUUAUUCUACAAGGACUGUUUCUUUCCCUCAAGCGGACUUGACCAUCCUUUGCUUAUUUUAGGACUUUUUCAUCUAUUUCUCUUUGUAUGUACUGCUAUUUGUAAGUACUUACUACAUCAUUUACAUGUACUGUUUUAUAUAUUAAGAUUUUUAUUUUUACCGUUUGUUGUAUUACUAUAUUUUGAUUUUGUUAUAUCUAUUUUUUGGCGCGACCUAAUACUUCCUUAUGAUUCCCCGUGUCUUAACGUGUGCGGGGAUGUCUUGGCUAUAGGCUGUGGAGGCUGCUCCUAUCCUAAAGGAGUGCCCUGAGUAGUCGCUAGGGUUUAGUUCGAGCCCGGUGAAUGAGUAGGUGGACAUAGUGCAUGAACUUACCUGUGGUAAGGACAGUAUCAUACAGAGACAGUAAUGGUUCAGUGGUGCGUAUGGUGGCGUGCCCAAGAACGCAACCAGUACCUUAACCGGGCACCCAGCAUUGCUUGUAAGGUAGUAGGUUAUAUGCACUGGCUCGCCCAUCUGACUCGUCUUAGUUUUAGGAAGGGACUGGACAUAGUGGUCUGUGUGUUUUAGAAGAUAAGAGGUCAACAGGCACUGUUGUAUAUGAUGUUGGCCACUGAUAGUGAGUUAUUUUUUGGCCGUUAAGGCUAGAUAGGUAGCAGUUUUGAUAACUGCAUUGGUGCGUGGCUUGGAAGGUGCAUGGUCAAGUAAUUCUGACAUGGUUUGAACAUUGUAUGUCUAUGGCCAGUAUUUAGUUUUAGCGGGAACGUCCGCUUGGCUAUGUCUCUAAGUAAGGUAUGCAUGGGGUAGGAGGAUAGGAACCCUUGUUGUUUGGGAAGGAGAAAUACGUAUAGUGUUGAAUGCCCGUGAGAUAAGUUUAACUGUGUUGUGCGAGAAUUUUUAACUUAAGGUGGCAAAAAGAGGCGAAGGCCAUAAGUGGUGAAACCUCAAACCAGCUAUCUAAGUGAUGGUCCGACAUGAAACGUAUUGUAUAAGUGAAAAACCCUGUAGCAAGCGUGUUAAGUGCUGCUGGACAAGGCCAGUUUUGUCAGAGCCCGGCUAUGUUGGCGAGGUUCCUGUAAUCCAUGACCUUGACCAUAAAUGACCCCCCUGCCAUGGCGGCUGACACGGCAGCUGCCAUAAUAGUUUACCAUUACGUGUGGAUAAGAAAGUCCACCAUAUGUGUAGGUCUGCCGUGUAUACAGUCCAUAGAAUAUUAUCUCGUUUACACAAAACCCAGUCUAAGAAAUUAAUAGAACCUAGUCUUAGGGAUGAAAAUAUAUUUUUCAUGGUUGAAUGUUUUAUAGUAUACAGUCUUACAUAUCUCAUUUACACACAACCCGAUCUAAGGGAUAAAUAGAUAUUUCCGUGGUUGGAUGAUUUAUCGUAUACAGUCUAACGUAUAAUCUCGUUUACACAGAACCCAGUCUAAGAAAUAAAUAGAUAUUUCCGUGGUUGGAUGUUUUAUAGUAUACAUUCUAACAUGUUAUCUUAUUUAGACACAACCCGAUCUAUGGGAUAAAUAGAUAUUUCCGUGGUUGGAUGUUUUAUAUUAUACAGUCUAUAACAUAUUAUCUCUUUUACACAGAACCCAGUCUUAGGGAUGAAAAUAUUUUUUCCAUGGUUGAAUGUUUUAUAGUACACAUUCUUACAUAUUUUAUUAACACACAACCCGAUCUAAGGGCUAAAUAUAUAUUUCCGUGGUUGGAUUAUUUAUAGUAUACAGUCCAUAACAUAUAAUCUCGUUUACGCAGAACCCGGUCUAAGAAAUGAAUAGAUAUUUCCGUGGUUGGAUGUUUUAUAGUAUAUAUUCUAACAUAUUAUCUUGUUUACACAGAACACGGUCUAAGGGAUCAAUAGAUAUUUCCUUGUUUGGAUGUUUUAUAGCAUGACGUCUAACAUAUUAUCUUGUUUACACAGGUGAAGUGGAUAUUGUAUAGAAGGCGAUAGCGUCGUGGACAAGCUAAACAUGUAUCGCUGCACAAUAUUUGUGCUUCUACUGAUCAGUAAGUCUGGUUUUAUUGGGAAUAUUGUCUGAUCUAUUAAUGUGACCUUUUGAUUACUAGGUAAUAGGCAUUUUUACCAUUCAGGUGGUGUCCUCUUUAGGUUCCUAAUAACCAGUGGAACCGCUUGUGAAGAUGGAGAGAUCACUGCUUGUGUGGAACUGACGUGGCAUUUUAUUAUAAUUUAUACAAUAUUUCAGCCUAGAGCAAUGGCUGUUUUAUAUUUUUUGCCAUUCUCUCGCUAUUUGUGGUGUUUGGAGCAAACUAUGCACACACCUCAUUGCAGAAUUCUUUGAUGUCAUUUUGACAAAUCAUUAAGUGAAAGAGACUUUACCUGUUACAACGUUAGACUGUAGGAGGAUGUUCUAGUGAUACAUAUAGAAUGCAUUUGAUCUUUAUAUGGUUUUAUAGAUGACACGAUAUUUAAUUUCUUUACCGAUUCUGACCUUUGGAUUAUACAUCAUUAAAUCAGAGCUGCGGGUUCUGACCUUGUAUUCGUCUCAGAGAUUUGGGAUCUUUGAAAGCAGAAACUGUCAUUCAAUGUACUUACCCCCAGCCAGUGGCCACCCUCCCCUGCCUGUCCCAUUUAAGAGAUAUUUCACAAUAUGAAUGAUUUGUACGAUUCCUGCAGUAAUACUGUAGUCCCAUGUAGCUAGGGCACAGCUAAGCGGAAAAGGGCCUUGACAGGGGUUAGGAGGCGGGCAUAGCAGGAAGUAAGCAAGGAAUGGAGUUAAGGGUAAGUAGGUUUGGCUAUUUAAAUAGGCAGCCAUUUUAGGUGAGUCAUUUCUAAUUUCCUACCUGGUCGAGUUUGUCCCACCCACCCUCCCUGGUGUUUUUUGUUCAUGUGUAGGGGUUAUUCCGUUUUUUCACAGCGGUGGGAUAGGGAGCUAAAGGAGAAGAAAUGGGCUCCCCAGGAUGAACGUGAUGGAAAACAAAAAAGUUUUGGGCAUCGGUGGUUGAUAGGUUUCGAGUCCUGUCGGUGGCUCGGAACCUGCUGGGGUAGGGCAUCCGGGUAUAGCCAUGCCAUGGUUAAUGGAUGUAAUGUAUGGUUGGCACUUUAAGUUGGUAUGUUGGGAUAAUGUUGGUGUAUGAUAUAUAUAUAAAUGUGUUAUUUACAUGAGGGUCAUUGCCUUUUAUAUAAACAGAAGGAGUCAGAUGCGAGGGCGGAGUAUGGGGGGCAAUGACCCAUGUUCUACUUGUUAAGUUAUUAUUAUUAUUAUUGUUAUUAUUAUUAUAAUUAUUAGAAUGGUUAUUACUUAAGAUUGUUUAAUAAGGCUGUGGACAAAUUUUCCCAUAUACCCAGUGUCUGUGCGUUAUUGGGUUAGGUAUGUGGGGUGAUUGUCCUGGAUUCCGACUGCCCAGAUGGCGACUAUACACCAGUCAAGCAUCCAACACCGAUCCCAUUUAUAUCAGCCGGUCAUCACAUAGUAUUCACAUGUUUGUUGGUUUAAUAUAGAUUUUACAGUUUGUGUUUUACUAAUUAUGGUUAUGGUUUAAUUAACUUUCCUUUGCACAUUAACUAUAGACACUGUAAAAUCAUCAAAUCCUCUGUUUUUGUAAAAUGCUGAUUCAUUUAUCUAAUUUUUUAUCAGAUAUUUCUUGGAUAAAUUCAACAACUUCCACAGGUAUGUAUGAUGUACCACCUACUGGCUCACAUAUUCCAACUGUAACCUUUUACAGCAUUACUCUAUUUAUUAUUAUUAUUAAAAUGCUUCCUCUGGGAGCCAGGAAGAGGUUAUCAUCUUAGACAAGUUCCGUCUGUCUGUUGAAUCUACCAUUUGUCAUUGAUUGAUACGUUUACUCGUACAUUAUUCCAGUAAAAAGGCUCAAAAUGCACAUGUCUUAAUAUUGCAGCUAUAUCAAUGUAAGGUCUUAAAAUGAACCAUUUAAUGGCAUAACAGACCAAUGGUUGCAGAACACUUGUAAUAUUAGACUGUUGCUUUUUCUUUAAAUUAAAUAUGCUACAAUGUGCAUUUGUGUCUGAGAUAAUGUACUAAAAGGCUCAGUAAUUUUGGCCAAUUUCUUUCAGGUGACAUCUGGGGUGACUUAUGAUAAGUAACACUUCCUAUCACCAAACAAAUAGGCUCAAAACAAAUAAAAUGGCUUAAACUUACAUUGAACCAGUGCCGAGGCCAAGUUGACCCCACAGCCCUGACAUCCUCUGAUGAUGUCAGUCACCCUUGCUUGAGGGAGACAGACAUCAUGGAGAGUGGGCUAAGAGAAGCACAUGGGCGGCACAGGGGGAGAGGGGGAGGUUCUGUGUUGCUAUUGGUUGUCUGUCACCAACAUGUUGUGAGUUCUGAUGAAAAGAUGCCAAACAUGCACAGGAUUAACAUUAUCCAGGCUGGAACUCUUGUUAUGGACUGGCUAAUGGCACCCCAAGGAUUGGUACAUCUCCAGAAGCAGAGGGUUAAACUCAUAGACAUCAGUUAGUCAUCACAUUGUCUGCUGCUAGUUAAGGCAGGUGGUAGUUAGUAAGAAUAUGUUACUUUACAUUAAAAUAUAUUUUUAUUUUGGAAGGUAGAAUAUUAUAGGGGAGGUUUCACAGGUACAUUCACACUCUAUAACCAUUUUCUUGCAGACGGUAUAAAUUCUUACAAUGAGAUAACACAGAAAAUGUAUAGUAACAGCACAUUCUUCACAUAACACAGAUAUUUAAUUAAUCUGUCCGAUAGAUGGCUUUCUUUAAAUGACGCACAAAUAUGUUAUCUAUUUAAUAUUUUGAUGAUUUUGAGUCACUGCCCCUGACACACUAAGCUCGCCACUAUUACCGUAUUCUGUAAUGUGUUCCGGUUUGAAUUUCUGUUUCUUCCAAUUGGGGUGUUUCUAGAUAACAUAGUGUUGAUAAAAAUCUAUUUUAGUAAUGUGUUUAGAAAGGUAGCGAAACACGUAAGGCAUCAGUCAUAUUGUGUUUAGUGGGGAGUUAUCAAUAUGUUAUUGGUGAAACAAUAUUACACAACAGUUUAAUAUCCCAGUACUUGUAUUGGAAAUUAAUAAAUACAAUAUAUUCUCUCAUCAGAUCUUUUCUAUCCAUAUGGAUCAGCCCUCGACACAAUCUGUCAAAAAAUAGACGAUGGAUCAUCACCAAUAAUAUAUUCCACCACCCCAAUACCACUGUUUGGCAGGUUGUACUCUUUUCUAUAUGUGAGUACAGUAUUUCUUUACUAUAUUGAUACUGAACAAGCCUUCUGUGAGCCACUAGUAUUACAGAUGAAUAUAACAGUUAAAUUAUAAAUUGCCCUCUCUCAAAAAGCCACUGGUAACAAAUACAACGUAUACAAAGUAUAUGAAAUUUCAUUUGUUGUUUUUUUUUUGUAAUUUGUAGAGUUUCUGAUUUUUUUUUACUACUUUCUCUUACGUCCUCUGAUACAUAUUUCUUUUGACUCUAUGCACUUCACAAAAGUCUCAGACUAUGUAAAGUCACUAUACAAGGUGACGAUCUUAAAUGUCUUAAAUUUCAGUUAAUCUAAUCAUUCCAGCUGUUUUACUUCUGAUGCACAGUAUAUAAUACAGAAAUACAGUAAAUAUGGUCAUUACAUAAAUAGAAUUAACAUGACAAACAAUUGGUGAACUCUGCAGGCAAGCAAGAAUACAUUAGUAAAAUAUAAUUUAACAUAAUAAAAUAUACAUCAUCAUUGCCCCAGGAGGAAAUCAAGGAAAGAUUUGUGUAGAUUGUGGAAUGUCUUGUCCAACAGCCCAACUGGAGACAUCUCUCACACAAAAAAUAUUAAUUCUAUUUUUAAAAUCACUCCUGAAAAUAUGGGAAUGGGAGUUUCGAUAAACAAAAAGACCUUUCUCUGCAUUGAAAACAGUCAAUCAAAGCAAUGUAUGGCCAGUUCUCCAGGAAGGUUCUACCAAAAUUGGUAACAUUAAGAAAAAAGAUACAAAAAUGAACUCAAACUAAGCCCUGAAAGUCCCCCGGUUGUCAUAAUUUCAAGUACUAAGGGACUCAACUGCAGAUAAAUAAGGUGAACGUGGAUAAAUUCAAGGCCAGAGCUAAUUACACUCAUUGGAGGAUUUUAUAUGUAUGUUAGUAUGAUAACAAUAUACCUUGUUAUGGAUAUUGUAAAGCAGAGAUAUUUGUUCUAAUGGGAGAUGCAGUUCAAAAUAGAUGAAGAGACUAUUUGUGCAGGUAGUGCUUGAGGCUGGAAAAUAGAAGUCCACAUUGAAGGCAGACAUAUUACUGGACUUGUCAAAAACUUCAAAUCAGUGAGCCGAGUUAUGGCAUAGUCUGGAUAACAGGAAUUGGAGAGUUCAGGAGAAAUGUUUUAAGUAGAGGUCUGGUACACAGAGAUUCAAUCACAGAGAUCUUGAUGGUAACUUUGUAUCACAAGCAAAGCAAAAUCACUGAGCGAUACAAAGUUGCUGUGGCUUCCCUUUAAUGUGGCUGCAAACCGCAUCAUCCCACGGAGGCAGAGUUCCAUCAUCGAGGAGCAGACCUGGAAGAGGCAUUGGGGAAAUCGGAGGUGCAGUAAGUUAUGAUACCAGUAUACAAGGCAGAGAAUUUCCAAAACCCAGCAAACUAUUCUCAAUAUCUAAAUACUAAAUACUGUAUAUAAACAGUGAUAACAACUGAACAUUAUUUUAUCUUCAUUUAUUGACAGGUAAAUCAUAACGGAUUGGUGUCAUUCAGUGAACCAAUUAGUCAGUUUACACCAAGCAUAAUUCCUAUGGCUACCUGGAACCCCUAUUUAGCCCCUUUCUGGGGAGAUGUGGAUAACAGAUUAACAGGAGACAUAUAUUACCGUCAGAGCAUGGAUUCAAGCCUCCAAGCACGGGCCACUUCCGACAUCAGAGCCUACUUCAAUUCUUCAAGUUUCACUUCUCGAUGGGUGUUCGUGGCCACGUGGGACAGAGUCGCAUAUUAUGGAUCUGUUGUCAGUCAGGUAUAGCUUCUCCUUAAAAAACAAUAAAUAGUUCAUUACUGGUUUAACAUCAACAAGUGAUUUUUUUUUUUUUUUUAAUGGUUUCUGUUACACUGUGGCCUUGUUUUAACAUCUCAUCCCAUUUUGCGUCUCUGUGUCACAUACAAUAUCCCUCCCACCCCAAUCACGCAUCGCUCCCACAUAAUGGUCACAAAUUAACAAUGCUUCCACAAUUCGUAAUAUCUUAAUUCUCCAGCCAUCACAUCCAGUGACUCUUGUCUCAGCUACCCAUAAUAACAUUCAGAUUGCCAGCUCAUGCUUCUAUGAAAACACUGUAAAUGCAGACCUUUCCCUAUGUAUUCCACAGUGGAAACAAUUGUUAGCAUUCUGUUACGUACUCCUGAUAAGAUCGCUAUUUAAAGAUAGUUAAAGUGAAAAAAACUAAAAAAAUUUGCUAAACCGAACUUAUUGAUUGUAGCAACAGACGAACACUUUCCAAGUAGUUCUGACCACCGAUGGGAAUGCCACAUUUGUUCUGUUCAACUAUGGGACCAUCCAGUGGACAACAGGUACAGCCAGUGGGGGAGUGAGUGGACUUGGAGGAACCCCAGCUUUGGUAAGUAUGGAGAGAUAAAUAAAAUCUUACCUAACAGCCAACUGAUAUGGACGAAAUGUUGAUAUAAAAUUGCUGUGUGUCUGCUUUCAAUAAAUAAAAGGAUAUUCUAAACCUUUCUAAAGUCAGAAAAUCAAUCUGAUUUAUAUCCAUUUACAGAUAAUGUUCUGUUUUAUUGUGUUGUUCAUUCUCUACAGGUUGGUGUAUACAGUGGAAACGUAAGCAGUUUCUAUACUCUACCAGGUUCAAUGACCUCGGACAUCCUCAAUGUGACGUCAACAAGCAAUGUCCAAGUGCCCGGUCGUUGGGCUUUAGAAAUAGACAAAUACAACCCAGAAUUUACUGUGCAUGAAUCACCAGGUAAUUUCAGGAUAUAAUAUUAAUUCCUUUUAUAUAUAUAUAUAUAUAUAUAUAUAUAUAUAUAAACUAACUGAACAAGUUCUUCAGUUCCCUAUAGGACAUUUUCAUUGUUUAUACGAUUUGGAGAUUCAUUUCGUUUUGCACUGCAAUUCAUCCAAAUUUGUGCCAAUCAGGUGAUCAGUUGAAUUCCCGACAUCUGAGCCAGAAUGUACCCAAAUUACAAACCAAACAAACUGCACAAUGGCUGAACAUGCUCCCUUUCACUCAUGAGUUUGAAUUCCAUCCAUGGCACCAAAAAUAGAGAUUAUUGAUAAUAAAAAAAAAAAAAAGGUGAUGAUAGGUACAGGACAGUCACUAAACGUUGAUUUUAUUCACAGAUCAGGUGAGCAAUAGAAGGGGAAAGGAGAAACAGUAAAAUAGUUAUACAACUACUGUAUAAUCAAAAUUAUUCAACCCCAAUUGAAAAGUGGGUUUAUUGUCAAAAUGUACAGACUUUCAUUUGUUUGUAAUGAACAAAUCAUACAAAAUCAAUAGAAAUAGCUCAACACAACAAUUCCUUUAAGUGGUUUCCCUAAAUUCAACUGAAAAUGCUACUUAUACUGAUUUCUCCAAUCUCAAAAAAUAUUCAACCCUUGAAUAGAAUCCCUCACACCAGCACAAAAAUGCAAAACAGAUAUUGUCUUAAGCAUGCUGAUGCAACUAAUCAAGGGCUUCCCUAACUGCACCAAGUGUGCUUGAGCUGGAACACGUGCAAUCCAUGAAUGAGGGGUUUGUUGAGUGUCACGUUUCACUACAUGUUAGAAUCAUGGAUAAGUCAAAAGAAUGGUCCACAAAGUUAAGAGAAGAGAUCCUCACCCUUCACAAACGAUAAACAGGAUCCAAAAAGAUAGCAAAAGCACUAAAGGUUCCUAGAGACACCGCUUGAAGCAUAGUUUGCAAGUUCAAAGUCGAAGGAACAGUGGUUACACUAUCUAGACUGGGCAGAAAAAGGAAGCUACCAAAUUUCUGAGAAGGCAUGUUGUGAAGGCGUGCCUAAUAUCGGAGUACUUAAAGGGAGAGAGGGUUGUAAUAUGUAGGAGAUGUGCUGAUGAUGUUGGGGGCAUACCUCUCCUUCUCCCUAUAUAUAUAUAUGUGCCAGUCGCCCAGUCCUCUUUUCUCAGUUGUACUGUGCUCUCCUCAGUACUACUCCAAUGUUAUUCCUAGUACCUUUGUUACCUGACCUUUCUGCCUGUAUACCUGUAUAUGAACCUGUACUAACUGGAGGAACCUUCUGCUAUUCUGACAACGUCUUUGCCUUGCCCCUGUUGGUAUCUCGUUUUGGUUGAACAAGCAUUGUACCCUGGUACACCGUCUGUAUUACAAAUAGGAAACACAACCCGCCGGGGUCUUCUGCACAAUGCUCUGUACCCCCCCCCCCCAACACCAGGGGCAUGGAGGGUAGCCUUACUACUGGCUUCACCGGCAUUUCCCUGGGGGGCAGGCCAUCAGCCAGCACGGUAGUUACUCAUGGGGGCGGAGUUCGGUCAGCACUCACUGCCGGGCACACUCCUUCAAUAGCCAACGGAGGUUUAUUCUGCCGUCAAGCGUGGUCACAACACAAGCUCUGCCUGCCUCAUUAGCAACGCAGAGGGGCGGGAACGCAUUAGGCAGUACAAAGAUCAUCACUCUCAGCCACACCAGGCCUCAUAGAGUGAGUGAUACCUCCUCAGGGGGAAAUCAACGGUUACACAUAUUGUAACCGCAUGUGGUUCCCUUAUUUACCACUAUAAUGUCUUAAAGCAUAGAACUUAGUAGGGCUAACCAUACAGAUAUCUUAGCCAUAAUUUUAUAUAGUUAGUAAGAGAUCCUCUAUUUAACAUAUCUAAAUAAUUGAGUGUGGCGAAACCGGCCUCGCAACGUGUCCUUGGAGGGGGCUGCUUGCCCGCCUAUUGCCUUUGGACUAUGGACCAGACUUUAUGUGAACGUGUUAACCCAGAUAGCUAUGCCAUGGAGCCCAUUCGUGUAGUUAAAGACUUCGGCUCCAUGGCAAUUGAACUGUGUGAAUAGGAUCUGAGCGCUAUUCAGUAGUUUUGUGCGCUCAGAUCCCAGCUAUCUGGGAAUAUGUGACAUGUCUGUGUUUUAUGUAUAAAAUGUGACUUUGUGUAUUUUAUAAUAUUUUAAUGCUUUGUGCUCACCAUGUGCAUAAUGGAGUCUUGUGUCUGUCCUAGGAGAUAAUUGAACUUAUCUCCAGGAUAGAAGACUCUGAAACUGGUUUGGGCCGGAAAGCCAUGCUUCAUUUAGUCACAAAGGACUUUCCCUUAACUUUUGAACCCCUGGUCUGAUUCGUGCCAUUUUUUAAUAUGUUGUUCCCCUGAAUGGAUUGAUUAUGAAAAUGUAUGUUUUAUGUUUGUGACAUGUAUAUUUUAGAAGUUAUAAAUAUUGUGUAAAAACUGUAUUCCUCUGCCGGUGAUAAUGAGAUUACCCAUUGUGUUCAGUAAUCAUAUCACAGGCAGAGGGGAGGAUUUUGUGUGGGAGUGUCUGGGUGUAUUGUACGGAUUGAUUGGUUGUUUUGUAACACCCUGUGGGCUGUACUAUGGUUGUGGAUUGGGAAUAAAAGAGACUGUAUGUGACAGUACAGGGAGUUCCUGCUUAACCCUCAAAGUGAAGUGUCGUCUCAUUAUUGGGGGAAGGAUUUAUUGUAUGCUGUUCUAGUUUGACUGCUAGGAGAGUAAACCUAUUCGUAUGGUUCCUAUUCAACUGUCUACAGCAUUCAAAUGCUUGGAAGAAUUUAUUUGUUUCUCCGGUUCGGUGAUUGUGGUGUCUGCCAGAGUGCUUGGAGUCCUCAGGAAACGCUAGGAGCAUCCUUCAACGGAGAUACCCAGUCGGGGUGCCAGGCGAUCCGUUACAUUGAGAAUACAAUAUAAAAUAAGGAUUGUCUUGGAAGCAAUAGUUUUGUCUUUUUGGAUAUUUAUUAUAUCAAAAUAUAAAUAUAAAAACCAUUAUAGCAGAGUUUAUAAGAUUAAAUUACAUGCUUGCAAAUAUCAUUAAUAGGUUAACAUACCCUUCUGAACAUGUCAUCAUGUCAGCCUCUCAUUUUAAGAUGGAGCAGCGUCUGUCUCCAAGUCUCUCCUCUGUGUCUUAACAUUUAAAAGUACACCUAUUUAUACCUUAGGGUUACCGUAGUUCAUUUACUUUAUUCAUUUUAGGACCUCCCUUAAUUUGGCAAACAUGCAAGGCCAUAACUAAAGGGUGCAUACGUCAUGGAAAUUUUCCUGCCUUAGUUCAAGAUGGCAUCUUAAAGUCUGAAUAGGUUAUCUGUUGUUUAUACGAAGUCGUAAGUGCGCAGUCGUGGGAGAUUCUCGGAUUUGGGGAAGUUCCAUUAACUUGGGGUUACCACAGUAUAUUGUGUACUGCAAGAGUCGUAGCAUAGCCUUGAAGCUUGUUUAUGCAUUAUUGUUAUUGUAAUUCGUUCGGGACAAAAUGGCGCAAACAUAUUAUGCACUGAGGUUAUUGCUUAAAGAAACAGUUAUGAAAAACAAUAUGUUCCAUUUCUAACACCUUGUCAAUUUGCAGUAUCUCUUAAAGACAAAGUACACAGUUUAAGAAAUACAACAUAUCACUCUAAAACUUGAAAUAUUUGCAUUUGCCCAUAACAAUAUGAACACAUCAUUUUCAUACUUAGAAAUUGCUCAUGUUAUUUGCACAUUAUGGUCAAUAUAGGUUAUCCUCUGUGUCAUGUUUUCUAGUCUUUGUUACAAACUUUGCUUUUUCAAACAAGUCCAGAUAUCUUACAACGGGUGAUCAGGUUUAAGUGCAGCACAACGCCACCUGGUGGCCUUGUUACACACAGCCUAUAAUAAACAAUCACUGUUUCUAUGUAUUCUAUGUUAGAAUUCCAUUGCUAUGUCUUAAUUUACAUAUUUCUUAAAGACUGUUAGCACUUUCAGGCAGUAUGGAGAAUACGUUUUCCCGGUUGGAUUUCAGUUGACUAUUUAUAACAGUAUUGUGUCAUUCUGAUCUAUAGGUCUGCUUUCGUGUUUAUAGAUCUAGUCAGAGCUCAAGAAGUGUUUUGUUGCUUUCUAACUGGUACGUGUAUUAAGUAACAGUUACAAGUUUCUUAAAUCAUAGCUGACGGGCAUUCUCCCCAAGGGGGGCAUUUAGCUGUAUAUGUUAACUCAGUAUUUGUCAUUUUGAUCUCUAGGUCUGCUUUUGUGACAGAGGUCAAGAGUGUUGUGUUUCCUACCAAUUGGUACGUGCAUUAUAGGUAACAGUCAUGCGUUUCGUUACUCAGACAUAGUACUGCAAUUCAGUGAGCAGAAGCAUAAAUGCACUCAAGGUACAAACGGUACUGAGCAGACAUUUAUGAACCUACUAUGACUUUAUUCUCACAUGUGUUACAGACUCAAGGCUCCAAACUUAGACAAUCUUGGCUCAUCAAGCUCAUAGAUCGUAUGUGCCAAGCUAGGACAAGCUUGACACACCACCUAAAGGUCAUAGGUGGGUAGAUCAUAGUGGAUUUAAACAAUACGGUUCUGGGGGAUAUUCAGCAGGUUGGAGUAUCAUGCAAACUUACAUACUUACCACCUUCCUUUUAUUCUGUUAUCUACCCAGCUUGGUUUAGGCCUCCCUCCUUAGCAGGAUUUCAGACUACCGCUGGGCAGAGCCAAGCAUACAUUGUUCAACAGGUAUGUUGCUCCCGCUUCUUUACUCAGCCAUAUACUUGGCUUUCUACGGCUUCCUCAGACCACGAGAGUUCACUAUCACGGGGCAACACGAUGGUCAAAAUUGCCUUUGCACGUCAUACCUUAACAAGCAACAACACCAUCAUGUGCUGAGCUUACCCACAACUUAGACUAGUCAGAUGGGUCAAACCGUCCAUUACUACCCCACCGACAAUUACUAACCCAUCGACAAUUCAUGGUGCCUGGUAAAUGUUUUCGACGCAUACCUACUUUCAGCACCCACUCACGCCUCACUCCCUCUCCUGUCACUUCACAGGGCUACCCUCACCACGUCUAAAUUCAUGGUAUAUAUACGACUAUUGUUGACACAACUAUUGCUUGAACGCCAACAAAUAUUCAGGGCACUCAUUCAGGAUAGCCAAGACAUUCCGGUACAUGUGAUCAAAACAUUAGGUCAUCAGCCUAUGCUGUUUAUAUACCUCAACCAGUAAAGGAGAUAAGAAAGGCAUUUGUUAAGAUGUCCUCAUAGAUAUGUUGGUAUGAUGUCAUGUGGUUUCAUAAUAAAUAUCUUUUUGAGCAAGAUUGGUAUUCCUUUUGCCCACUUAUUUACAUUACCUGGCCCACCCUCCACUCCCUCUAUUCAACUCUAUCUAAGGUAGGCCCACUUAUUUACAGGCCUACCACAUACGUCGGUAUCGGCACACCUCAACCAACUUUGCUUAUUAAAGGUAGAUGACUUAAUCUCUAUUUCAGUUCCAUUACUGAAAUGGCCCUGAACACAACUAAUAUAUAUCUAUAUCUAAUUUAAAAAAUACAAUGUGUGUUUGUGAUAAGAGUAACAGGUUAUACUUGGGGGACCGUGUUAUAAAUUAUUGAGUAUUUUAACAUAGAUCAUAUUUUGUGCCAUUUUUUUUCAGGUGGCUCAUGGGUAAAUUCUUCAGUAGAUGUUACAAAUGCCACAGGAAAUGUUUCCACAACUACCACGACUUCAUCUACAACUACCACGACUCCAACUACAACAACUACAACUACCACAACUCUAGAUACAACUACCACUACUCUAGAUACAAUGACCACGGCUCUAGCUACAACUACCACAGAUCUAGUUACAACUACAAUGAUUCUAGAUACAACUACCACGACUCUAGAUAUAACCACCACGACUUUAGAUACAACUACCACGACUCCAGCUACUACUACCACGACUCUUGAUACAACUACCACAGAUCUAGUUACAACUACAAUGAUUCUAGAUACAACUACCACGACUCUAGAUAUAACCACCACGACUUUAGAUACAACUACCACGACUCCAGCUACUACUACCACGACUCUUGAUACAACUACCACAGAUCUAGUUACAACUACAAUGAUUCUAGAUACAACUACCACGACUCUAGAUAUAACCACCACGACUUUAGAUACAACUACCACGACUCCAGCUACUACUACCACGACUCUUGAUACAACUACCACAGAUCUAGUACAACUACAAUGA
Pelobates cultripes (western spadefoot toad) is the source of this 16967-nucleotide messenger RNA. Lineage: Eukaryota; Metazoa; Chordata; Amphibia; Anura; Pelobatidae. The record is from the annotation of a GenBank genome assembly.